Phialemonium atrogriseum is the source of this 1253-nucleotide messenger RNA. RefSeq lists its product as uncharacterized. The transcript has a single exon. Lineage: Eukaryota; Fungi; Ascomycota; Sordariomycetes; Cephalothecales; Cephalothecaceae. The record is from RefSeq and is a predicted model, not a curated record. Bases 72 to 1226 code for a protein of 384 amino acids.
UUUCAAAAUCAUCUACUACAUCAACAUUUCAUUCUGUCAGAGCUAGCAACCUACAAUCCAUCAACACAGCCAUGCCCCCGCCAAGUCGUCCACCGCUGCUCGCUCUUCCUACCCGUGUCAGACUGCUGAUUUACAACUAUGUUGAAGUUUUGGAGGCCGAGGGCGACAUCAAGGGACGAUGCACGGGACUUCUAAACACAUGCCGACAAAUCCGGCAGGAACUUCAUCGACGGUGUCUGCCGGAAGGCCUGACGAGACUCCCCGUACUCACAAUCACUCUCGAGACAAGUUAUAACCCUCUUUACUGGCUCUCCUUCGGCUUUACUUGGCUUACACGCUCUGGAAAACGGAAAUCCACUUUCAGCGUCGCGAGUCUAGAUGACCCCUUUGUCACGCUGCUGCUCCAGCAGGUCAAAAUUGUUGGAGAUGUGUAUGUAUGGAUGGAGGAUCCAAGGGAGCGGAACAACAUGGACUCAUUCUUGCUCCUCUUCUCGAAGGUGCAGGAUGCCGUCUCGUUGUUGCGGAGACUCAAUAUCUGCUGCAUGAAUGUGUAUAUGCAGAGAUGGGCCGAACGCACGGGAGCACCAUUCUGGGAGAACAUCCUCAUAUUUCCAGACGGCUAUGGCGAUUUGAAGUCCAGUCGUCAUCAAGGGGGCCGGUACUACGAAUACCUCUCCCUGCCGUUUGCCGAGAUUGGAGAUUGCGAGACUGGCGAUACCGCCAUGCGGCUAAGACCUUUCCCCGACACGGACAAGUACCCAUGUGAAUUCCGAGCAACGGACAGCCAUGGCGAAGGGCGGUUCCUUGGAUACGAAAAGUUGUUCGACUGGAUCGGCCACAGAAUGGAGUGCCACUAUUGCAGGCGCGGAAAACCACGAUCAUGGCGCUGCAAGAGGCGCUGGAAUCAAUACGAAGGCAUCACUAAAGGGUAUGCAAAGUUGAGAAAGAGGUCGAAUAACCUGGCGCACGAGAUUUACAACCUGGUCAUGACCUGCGAUGGUGGAACUGGUACCGCCUUGGACAGCCUACGCCACCACAGUCUCCUGACACGGAACUCGUCUGAGCUGAACUUUUUGUCGGUCAACAACAGGCGGCAUCGAGUCCACAGCAGCGUAGACUUGCAAGUCCGUGACGGGAAUCGAGGUGCAUGCGAGGAAAGGACACGCAUUAAAAGGGGGCUAAAAAGAAGGAGGCCGUUCACGUGGUGGACGUUUCCGGAUUUUUGAAGAGUGGGCUUUUACGAUGGUCACGCC